Messenger RNA from Hevea brasiliensis (rubber tree), 1394 nucleotides. Its product is annotated as probable xyloglucan endotransglucosylase/hydrolase protein 33. Gene Ontology annotation, molecular function: xyloglucan:xyloglucosyl transferase activity; hydrolase activity, hydrolyzing O-glycosyl compounds. The record is from RefSeq and is a predicted model, not a curated record. The transcript is spliced from 4 exons. NCBI's taxonomy places the organism in Eukaryota, Viridiplantae, Streptophyta, Magnoliopsida, Malpighiales, Euphorbiaceae. Gene Ontology annotation, biological process: cell wall biogenesis; xyloglucan metabolic process. Bases 219 to 1160 code for a protein of 313 amino acids. Gene Ontology annotation, cellular component: cell wall; apoplast.
UUUUGAGCAGCCCCACAAGCUCUGCCAUCUAUCCUACAGCCACCCCCAUAUGAUUUCUGCAUCCAUGUCUUUAAGAUCCAAAGCACAUACCAAGAGCAGAUACCAGGAAGAGGCGGCCAGCUAGUUAACAACUAAGCAAAUAUUGUUCUCUUCUCUUUAUAUAUAAGUCAACUGACCCAUAAUUUUCCCUCAUAAAAUUCAGUAGGAUAUCAUAUGAUAUGGCACUUUUGCAAGAAAGCAAUACCCUUGUGGGUCUUGUUUUGCUCUUGUGCAUGACAUUAGAGGUUUCUUCACACAGCAGUCAUAUGCAGUAUACCCCUCCUAAUGUUACUCAUUUCACUGAUCUAUUUUCUCCUGUCUCAAUUAGUCAAGGAUUCUCUACAUUUUUUGGUGGCUCAAAUAUUAAGUUGCUCAAUAAUGGGUCUUAUGCAAAUCUUGCUCUUGAUAAAUCCUCAGGCUCUGGGUUGGCCUCAAAGAACAAAUAUUACUACGGUUUCUUUAGUGCUGCAAUAAAAUUGCCUGCUGGUCUAUCUUCUGGAGUAGUAGUAGCCUUCUAUAUGUCUAAUGCAGAUACAUAUCCACACAACCAUGAUGAGAUUGAUAUUGAACUUCUUGGUCAUGACAAGAGAAAUGAUUGGGUCCUCCAAACUAAUGUAUAUGCAAAUGGAAGUGUCAGCACUGGAAGAGAAGAGAAAUUCUAUCUCUGGUUUGAUCCAACAGAACAACACCAUCAUUACAGCAUCAUCUGGAACAGUCACCAUACAGUGUUUCUAGUAGACAAUGUACCAGUAAGAGAGUUUAUCCAUAACAGUGCCUUCUCUUCUGUGUACCCAUCAAAGCCCAUGUCACUUUAUGCCACUAUCUGGGAUGGUUCAGAGUGGGCAACCCAUGGAGGAAAAUACCCAGUUAACUAUAAGUAUGCCCCAUUUGUGGUUUCUUUUGCAGAAAUGGAAAUGACUGGCUGCAUUUACAAUCCAUCUGCUGCUUCAUGUUCUAAUAAGGCUGGUCCUUCAACCUUAGACCCUGUGGAAGGGCAAGAAUUUGUUAAGCUAUCAAAGGAUCAAAGUGUGGCCAUGGAUUGGGCAAGAAGAAAGCUCAUGUUCUAUUCUUACUGUAAUGAUAGAGCAAGGUUCAAGGUCCUGCCACCUGAGUGCAAAUAAAUGUGAUACAGUAUUAGUUUUUUUUUUUUUUUUGAUUUCAUGUUUCUAUAUAUUAUUUUCUCCCCUGAUGGGAUGGAUUAAAUAACACAGCAUCUUGCAGUAGCCACAUUCAGAAUCAGAGGCUAGUGCCAGAGAUCAAAUGGAACCUCUAAAAGAAUAUAUAUAUUAAUGUUUUCUUGGAGUUGAAGAGUUGGGAUUCUCUUUUAUAAUGGAGAGAUGCAAUCAUUUGUUAAA